Helobdella robusta is the source of this 1713-nucleotide messenger RNA. RefSeq lists its product as hypothetical. The transcript has a single exon. Bases 1 to 1713 code for a protein of 570 amino acids. Lineage: Eukaryota; Metazoa; Annelida; Clitellata; Rhynchobdellida; Glossiphoniidae. The record is from RefSeq and is a predicted model, not a curated record.
AUGGCUUCUAAUUCAAACUGUGGUGCUCUUACAACACGCAGCAUGACUAACAUAUGGCUGAUUGGACAGUUACAAAGUGCCAGCAAAAAAACACGAACUGUGCAGGAUAUGUUGUCGUCGCCAGAUGUUGCUUCAGCACUGGAUAGAAUAAACCUGUCAGAUAGAAAGUUCACAGUAUUAGCAGCAGCCAUUGCACAAGCUAGUGGGCAAGACAUCAGGGAUACAUCUCUGUCACGUUCCACAGUUCAUCGUAAACGACAGCAACAUCGAUCAACCAUUGACAGCAGUAUUCGUCAACAAUUUCAGGAUCGUGACAGAAACCCCCUUCUGGUUCACUGGGAUGGGAAAAUCAUGAAUGAUGAUCCACACUCCAGAACUGAUAGACUGGCUGUUGUUGUGACUGGCUGUAAAGUGGAGAAAAUCUUAGGAAUUGUUAAAAUUGCAUCAAGCACGGGACAAGCACAGGCCAAUGCAACUUUUCAGUUGCUCAAAUUAUGGGACGUUAGUGAAGACAUUAUAGGCAUGUGCUUUGAUACUACUGCUGCCAAUACUGGGACGUCAAGUGGAGCAUGUGUUUUGCUGGAGAAACUGCUCCAUAGAAAUCUCUUGCACUUUGCUUGUCGUCAUCAUGUACAUGAAUUGAUAAUCGGUGAAGUUUUUACAGUUCUGUUUGGUCCAAGCCGUGGCCCCAACAUUGGAAUGUUUGAAAGAUUUCGAGCCAACUGGCCAAAUAUAAAUCAGUCAAACCACAAACCACUUGAUGAUGACAGGAUAAACCACUCAUUGCUACAGAUGAUGCGGUCUGACAUAGUACCAUCUUUGACAUGUUUUCUUUCAGCUGACAGCUCAUACAUCCCACGAGAGGAUUACAAGAAGUUGGUUGAACUCUGUCUCUUAGUGCUGGGUUAUCCAAUGCAGACUGAUGGCAAGUACCAUUUCCGUGUUCCUGGAGCAUAUCACAUGGCCAGAUGGAUGGCCAAAGUGAUCUACUGUCUCAAAAUGUAUUUGUUCCGCAAUGAAUUCAAGCUAACAGCAACUGAAACAAAAAGUUUAACUGAAUUCUGCCUAUUUGCAACCCAUAUAUAUGUGCCAGCAUGGAUGUUGUGCCCAAUACCCAGUGAUGCACUAGUCAAUGACCUGCAACUUGCGAGCAGAAUUGAACAAUACUCUGAAAUCAACAAGAAUGUAGCAAGUGCUGCCACAAAAAAGUUGAAGAAUCAUCUGUGGUAUCUCGGUACAGAAAUGGUUUGGCUGUCAUUGUUCUCAAAUAAGGUUGCAAAUGCUGAGAAGCAGUUGAUUGUGGAAGCAAUGAAUGCAGUAGAUUCUGACUGGAGUGUGCGAGGUGUCAAAUAUCCUGCAACUGAACUGGAACAGGUGAAAAGCAAACCACUGCAUGAUCUGGUAUCAGGUACAUCUCGUGCUGCAUUGUUAUCACUUGGAAUGGAUGUUGCUAUCUUGCGUGAAACUGAACCAGACUCAUGGAAUGAUCUUCCUUUAUUUCAAAAAGUAGCAAAUGUUGUGAAGUCACUUAAGGUCGUUAAUGACACUGCAGAACGCACUGUGGCACUCAUGACAAAUUUUAACCAGUCUAUAACCAAAAAUGAAACAGAACUGCAAAAACUGAUACAGGUGGUGGAGGACAAUCGAACACGUAUUCCGGACUCCUCUAAGCGCACAUUAGCCAGUGCUCAAGCAGCUGCUGCUAUGUUUUGA